Messenger RNA from Vicugna pacos (alpaca), 4347 nucleotides. RefSeq names its product deoxynucleotidyltransferase terminal interacting protein 2 (gene DNTTIP2). Gene Ontology annotation, biological process: RNA processing. Gene Ontology annotation, cellular component: nucleolus. The record is from RefSeq and is a predicted model, not a curated record. Lineage: Eukaryota; Metazoa; Chordata; Mammalia; Artiodactyla; Camelidae. Gene Ontology annotation, molecular function: RNA binding.
CGAGCGACGCGCCUCUCUGACGCACUUCCGGGGCGCCGGAACAGAGGGAGGCCGUGCCGCGCGCUUGGAAGAUGGUGGUCACCAGGUCCGCGCGGCCUCAGGCCGGGGUCCAAGCCACGUCGGCUGAAAGCUCCCGGCAGAAGAAUUCUGCUGCUAAAAGAAUUCAAACGCAUCCAAAAGGCAAGAAGGAAUUUCCAUCUGAGGAUCCAAGAACUGCUGAAUCACAAGUCACUAGGAAACAAAGUCCGGCUCCUAGAACCAAGAGGAGGAAGAGCGGAACUACAGGCUCAUUACCAGAAAUGAACAAACCUGCUGAUGGAGAGAUCUCUGAAGCAGAGUCAAACUGUUCUUCUGUGUCUGAGGUCCAGGGUCCCAUUUUAAGAGUAACUAGGAGAAGACAGAUCUUAGUUGCAGGCACCCCAGUGUCCAGUGUAAGGAAAAGGCUGAAAAUAACUCCAGUAAAGGAGUCUCAUACUGAAGAAGUCUCUGAAGCAGAAUCACAUGUUUUGGGUAUUUCUAGAAUUGUGCCUCCCACAACAGUAACUCCAAGAACUAGAAAAAGUAAGGCCAAAUCCCUAACAAAGCCAAGCCAAGAAUCACAUAUGGAGGCUAUUUCUGAUGCUGAGUCAUCGUGCUCAGACAUUUCUUCAUUUUCUGGAAUUGCAACUAGGAGAAGAACAAGGAGUAUGCAAAGGAAGUUACAGGCACGGAACGAGGAGAGGGACACUAAGACUGUACUUGGAAAUGGAAAGCAAGUCGUAAACACACCCGUGGGUUCAGAGGAUUCAGGUACCAGGCGAAGUUCUCGUUUACUAGCAAGAUCUCUUUCUCAGAUAAAGAAGCCAAAUUUCUACAACAGUGAAACAUAUAAGGACUUUGAGGAUGAUUCCUUCUGUGAAAAUUUGGAAAAAAACCUGAGAGUGCAAAAACGCCAGUGUUUUAAUAUAAGAGAGGAACAGCAGGACAGUGUUUCACCCUUCAGAGAAGUAACAAAGCAGAGUUGUAAGAGUUUAGAUGCAGAAGCCAAAGGAAUAAUAGAUGAGGAAAAACAAACUAAUGAGGAAGAUUCUCAGUUGAAGAGUCUUUCUGAACAUAAGGACACUAGCCUUCCACAGUUGGUUUCUCAAAGACAUUCAACCCCUGAAAAUAACAAAACCACAUCAAUGCCCUCAAAUCUGAACUGUGAGGCUGUGAUGAGAUCAUUAGCUCAAACAUUUGCAGUUGUGGAGGUGGAGAGAUGGAAUGAAGAGAAAAAGAGCACCAUGAAAACAAGUGACUGGACAGAAUUUGGUGAUGGUGGUGGUAGUGAUGAGGAAGAGCACACGGUUGUAGGUGUUAGUGGAGACGUGAACAAAGAAAGGGAUGUUGAUUUUGUGUGUGAUAGCGAACUGUAUAAACUUGAGCUGAAAACAUCUCAGGAUAAAGAUGAUUCUGUUUUAUUAGUUCUCAGCAGUGAUGAAAGCCAGCAGUCCGAAAACAGUGAGAAUGAAGAGGACACUCUGUGCUUUGUUGAAAACAGUGGUCAGAAGGAGACAUUAAAUGGGGACGCAGAAGAUGCAUCACGUGACAAGGAAUUGUUUGUAAUUGACACAACUCCUGGAUUGAGUGCUGAUAAAAAUUUUUAUUUGGAUGAAGAAGACAAGGCAAGUGAGGUUGCCACUGAGGAAGAAAAGGAAGAGGAGGAAGAGGAAGAAGAAAGUGAAGAAGAACCAUCAGAAAAUGACAGUAAAGAUAAUGAGUUUAGUGAUGAAGACAACUUACUAAACAGCACAAAAUCCAAACUUCUGAAGUUGACGAGCAGCAGCAUAGACCCUGGUCUAAGUAUUAAGCAGUUGGGUGGUUUGUAUAUUAACUUAAACGCAGACAAGCUGCAGCUGAACAAGAGAACCCUAACACAGAUCAAGGAGAAAAAGAAAAAUGAGCUUCUGCAGAAAGCCAUCAUUACUCCUGAUUUUGAAAAAAACUACUGCGUCCCACCAUAUAGUGAAUCAAAGCAUCAACUUCAGAAAAAACGCAGACAAGAGCGACAAAAAACAGCAGGUGAUGGCUGGUUUGGUAUGAAGGCACCGGAACUGACAGAUGAACUGAAAAACGAUCUCAAAGCACUGAAGAUGCGAGCGAGCAUGGACCCAAAAAGGUUUUACAAGAAAAAUGAUAGAGACGGCUUCCCCAAGUACUUCCAGGUUGGAACCAUUGUUGACAAUCCAGCUGACUUCUACCAUUCACGAAUUCCCAAGAAACAAAGGAAGAGAACUAUUGUGGAGGAACUGCUGGCUGAUUCUGAGUUCAGAAGAUAUAACCGAAGGAAGUACUCAGAGAUCAUGGCUGAAAAGGCAGCAAACGCAGCAGGAAAGAAGUUUCGAAAGAAGAAGAAAUUUCGCAAUUAAGACUCACCAGGCAAACCACAAAAUUUUACACCUCCUCUGUAUUUAUUUACUAACCAUGUUUUGAAAAGUAACAUCACCACCACAUAAAUUAACAUAGGCUGGUCCUAUUUAUGUAGAGAUUUCUGUUUGGAAAAAGUUGACUUGAGAAAGGAUCAGUCAUGUGCCCCUUGGUAUAUCUACAAAUAUCCACUCGUGCUUAGACCCUUUGAGGGCAAGAAAAGGAAAAGAACUUGACCGAUUUAAAGAUAAUUAACUUUUGUAAAGUUUUCAACCUUUGGUUAUUUAAAGAAAUUUGAAUUAAAAAACAUUUAGAAAGCAUAAAGUUUGCUAACAUAUUCACAAAACUUCAAUAUGAUCAAAGAUAUAUAAAUAGUAUUAUAAUUAUUAUGUAGAGGUGUGUGUGUUUAGGGGGAGAUGGCAGAUAGUCAGGAAAUGGCCUGUGGCUGGUUGCACAUGCAAGUCCAGAAAACUGGCAAAGCUGGGAUACAGAGAUCUUGUUGGCCAGUAUAAAAGUCAUAGUUGAAACCAAAGGAAUGACACAAGUGUUCUUGGAGCAAGUGUAUGUUAGUGUAUGACCAGAGAACUAAAUGAAGCUAUAAAAAGGACCUGAAAGAGAGACUGCCGAGAAAGUCUGGGUUAAAGUUAGAUGCAGGAGCGCUCUUUUCCUUCCUUAGCAACUGAAACAGGAGGAGAGAGAUUUCCACCCAGAGUCAAUGAUAGGAUUAGAGCAAUAUAAUUUUAACUUGGUCAGGAGGUUAAGUGGCCCGACUCAACGUCGUCUCCAGUGGCAGAAACGUGCAUCCUGGCUAAGCUACGCAGGGCACCCAAGGAGCCGUGCUCACUGCCAUUAAUACGUCUUGGCGAGCUGUUGCUUCCUUUAUGUCAUUAUUCCUGGGAUCUUCUAUUUUCCAGCACACUGCUUCCUUAGUAUUUCAGUAAACAACAAGUCUCCUUCAUUGUGUUCACUGCUUGGGAUCAAAAGCAAACCAGUUAACAGAAGUGACAGUGACAUUCAUGGGCAGAGUUAGGGAAGCAUCUGUGUCUGUUCUUUUAUAGAAAAGCCUUCAUUCAAAGAAUAUUAAGUUUUGCCUUCUGGGUAAACUAAGGACCUGCUAUGAGAAAAUUAAAUACCCAAACAAGAAGAGAUGAUAGUUAAUUUACCCUUUAUACGUUCUUCCAGAAGGAGACGUUGUUAGAACAUUUCAGCUUACACUACCAUGCUAUAAGAAGACUCAGACUUGUCAAUCAUUGUGUAUGAUGUUUCUCUGCAGACAGCUGAGGACUUACGCAGGUUUUGUCAGACUCAAGGUGGGGGUCAACUUUUUAUCGUAACUUUUAUGCUCAUUUCUCACUCCUGAGUGCUAGAAUAGGUUGAAUUAUCUGGUACUUCAAAACUGUAGUUACGACAAACAUUUGCAACAUGAUAGUGUGUUUUACAGGGAAAACAAGAUUAGUGACCUGUGAUCUUUCCCACACGGAGCAUUCGAGCCUUCUGGAUUAGGAAGAGGUGAUGAGGGGAGAGAGCUGAACCUAGGUGCCAAGUCCAGCUCGCACACCCACCUUAGAGGUCCUCACAGCAAGUGUUCUGAGGACAGGUGACCCUUGAACAACACGGGGGUUGGGGUGCUGAGCCCCACACAGUUGAAAAUAAAAAACUUUACCGUAGGCCCCUUGUGUCUACAGUUCCGCAUCUGAGGGCUCAACCAAGUGCUUGCAGAUCGUGCAGUACUGUAGUGGGGGCUUGCUGAGAAAAUCCGCGUGAGUGGGCCCACCCAGUUCAAACCUGUGUUCAAGGGUCAGCUGUAUUAUAGUUACAUUUUAACAUGCUCUUUUUUGUCUCCAUUGAUUGGUUUUUUAUUAUAUGUAUUUUUGUAAGCCACUUAAAUAAUUUGGAAAAAGAGAGUUCUUAACAAAUGUAAAAUACUUAUCAGUGAAAUAAACCUUAUUCAACUAAAAAUCA